Molecule: messenger RNA, 1568 nt
Organism: Arabidopsis arenosa
Lineage: Eukaryota; Viridiplantae; Streptophyta; Magnoliopsida; Brassicales; Brassicaceae
Source: the annotation of a GenBank genome assembly
ACAAGGUCCAAAAAUAUCGUGUGAAGAAAAUGGCGACAGCGUUUUGCCAAACCAGUUCAAGCUCCAACCUUUACCUCCAUCGCUGCCGUCAAAACCAUUCUCUUCCAUCUCCGUCGCGCUUUUCACCGUUACGGUCGUCUCGGCUUCAUCCUCAUACCCUCUUCCUCUUCGCCACUCCCGACCGCGUACGACGCAUCGCCGUCGCUCCUCUCGGCCCUCCAACACCGCCUAGUCCCGACCCACCUCCGCCUAAAAACACGACUGAGCUCACAAGUAUUGUGGGAGUAGCGUCGAUGAUCCAAGACCGUAUAAAGAUCUUUCUUUCAGUACUAAUUUGGAUCUCUCUCUUCUUCUGGGCUUCAGCAUUACAAGGAAGAGACAAAGGAAAUGGAAAAAAAGGCGUUACCUUUACUCUCUCUGCAGCCACGAGGAAGAGUGUAGAAACUAAAGGAGCUGAAUUUCAGAGAUUUUUUGUUUGUUCAAAGAUGCAAAUUUUUAGUUGCUUCUGCUGUGGAAAAGGAUUUGAUCGGCAAAAGAAGGUGAAAACGGAGCCAUCAUGGAGGAUUUUUUCACUGAAAGAACUUCACGCAGCAACAAACAGUUUUAAUUACGACAACAAGCUCGGUGAAGGCCGAUUUGGAAGUGUGUAUUGGGGUCAGCUAUGGGAUGGAUCUCAAAUUGCAGUCAAGAGACUGAAGGCAUGGAGUAGCAGAGAAGAGAUAGAUUUUGCCGUAGAAGUUGAGAUUCUUGCUCGUAUCCGUCACAAGAAUCUAUUGAGUGUACGAGGUUACUGUGCGGAAGGACAAGAACGACUCAUUGUAUAUGACUACAUGCCAAAUUUGAGCUUGGUCUCUCAUCUUCAUGGUCAGCAUUCAUCUGAGUCGCUUCUUGAUUGGACCAGGCGGAUGAAUAUUGCUGUAACCUCUGCUCAGGCGAUUGCCUACUUGCACCAUUUUGCAACACCUCGAAUAGUCCAUGGAGAUGUGAGAGCAAGCAAUGUGCUCCUAGAUUCUGAGUUUGAAGCUCGGGUUACGGAUUUCGGAUACGAUAAGCUGAUGCCAGAUGAUGGAGCUAACAAAAGCACCAAGGGUAAUAACAUUGGGUAUCUCUCACCAGAAUGUAUCGAAUCUGGAAAAGAAUCAGACAUGGGAGAUGUGUAUAGUUUUGGUGUUCUUUUGCUGGAGCUUGUAACUGGUAAGAGACCUACUGAAAAGGUAAACUUAACAACAAAGCGGGGUAUUACCGAAUGGGUUUUACCUCUUGUAUACGAAAGAAAGUUUGGUGAAAUUGUCGAUCAAAGGCUGAAUGGGAAGUAUGUGGAAGAGGAGCUGAAAAGGGUAGUUUUGGUUGGUCUCAUGUGUGCUCAGAGGGAGCCAGAGAAGAGACCAACAAUGUCUGAAGUUGUGGAGAUGCUAAUGAAUGAAUCAAAGGAGAAAAUGGCUCAGCUUGAAGCUAAUCCACUCUUCAAUGGAAACAAUGAAGGGGAAGUUAUAGAUGAAAGCUCAGAGAUCAUUUCGGAAGAGAGAGAUCAUCAAUAACAAGUACAAGAAUAGAUAAAGUCUCUGUUA